UAGGGAAUGGCGUAGUACGACGACGGCACUAACGGAUAAGAAAAGAUUUGAAUGCUCAAACUGCGUCCACACACACACACUCAUGCAAAUGGCCAAUUACUCGAAAGCCCACAUCUGCCAAUGCAUGAGCCGCGUCUCGGCGGCCCGCCGGAGCUCGACGGUGACGAUAUCCGGGGACAGAAGAAAGACCGGCGCACAGUUCGUGGACGGGAUUUUGAGCCUCGCGCUUGGGCUUCGCCAACUUGGCCUUCAGCCCGGUGAUGUGGUCGCCAUUUCUGCUCUCAACAGGUUGAAGUCUUGAAGAUGAAGGUAUUUUAAACUGUUACACAUUGCUUUGUAACAGUGAUUUAUAUUUGGAAUGGUUACUUGCGGUUGCAUAUGCUGGAGGAAUUACUGCUCCAAUCAAUUAUCGCUGGAGCUUGGAAGAAGCAAGUGAGGCCGUGAAGGUGGCAAGGCCUACAUUAUUGGUCACAGACUCAGCGUUGAAUUUCUGGCACUCCAAGUUUGAUAUAGACUCUAUAUCUUCACUAAGAUGGCAUGUCUCAAUUGACAUCCCUUUCGGAGUGGAAAGCACUUGGAAUGGGUUGACUACAAAAAAGCUUAAGAACCGCAAUAACAUAUCUUUAGAAACUAAUUAUAUGUGGGCCCCUGAGGGAGCUGCUAUAAUAUGUUUUACCUCAGGAACCACUGGCAAACCUAAGGGAGUUACUUUAAGCCACUCUGCUUUGAUAGUACAGUCCCUUGCAAAAAUCGCAAUUGUUGGUUACCGAGAGGAUGAUGUGUAUUUACACAUGGCUCCACUUUGCCACAUUGGUGGAAUGUCAUCUGCCAUGGCUGUGUUAAUGGCUGGAGGCUGUCACAUUUUAAUACCCAAGUUUAAUGCUGGAUUGGCUGUUGAAUCCAUUCACCAAUAUGCUGUCACCUCUUUAAUUACUGUUCCAGCUAUGAUGACUGAUCUAGUAUCAUUUUACAGCAGAAAAGGGGAAUCGGAAGGGUCACCAACAGUGAAGAAGAUACUUAAUGGAGGUGGAGCUCUUUCAGUUGAGCUUAUCAAUCAUGCUGCUAAAAUAUUCCCAAGAGCUAAACUUAUAUCCGCGUACGGGAUGACAGAGGCAUGCUCUUCUAUGACAUUCAAGACUCUCUAUGACCCAGCAAAAGAAAGUGUUAGACACGCGCUCCAAUUAAAUAAUGAUAGGGACUCCAAUUCGGCAAGUCAACAAGAAGGCAUCUGUGUUGGAAAGCCUGCCCCACAUGUUGAAUUAAGAGUUUGUGCAGAGAGUUCAUGUCGUAAUGGGAGGAUACUAACACGAGGCUCUCAUGUAAUGCUUGGAUACUGGGGCCAGAUAUCAAACAAAACUUCCAAAUUUGCUGGUGAAAACUGGCUUGACACAGGUGACAUUGGUCAUAUAGAUGACCAUGGCAAUAUCUGGCUCAUUGGGCGUUCCAAGGGUCGAAUCAAGAGUGGAGGAGAAAAUGUUUAUCCUGAAGAAGUAGAGGCUGUCCUGUCACAACAUCCUGGUGUUUCUGGCAAUGUAGUUGUUGGACUUCCAGAUUUGCGCUUGGGAGAGAUGGUUGUUUCCUGCAUUCAGCUCAAAUGCAAUUGGCAGUGGGAUGAUUUAAGCUCCAGCCCUCCAUCAGUUAACUACUUGUCUGCUGACAUCCUCCGCUGCUUCUGUAAAGAAAAACAAUUGACUAGGUUUAAAGUACCAAAAAGAUUUAUUAGGUGGAGGAAUCAGUUUCCAGUGACGACAACAGGCAAAAUAAAAAGAGACCAAGUCAGAGCAGAACUCAUGUCUAAUAUGCAGUCAAUGUCCAGCAAAUUAUAGAACAUAUUUCUUGCAGUCUGUAAUAAAUUAUAGAGAAAGGGGUCAAUUAGACCCUUCCACAAUUGUACUAAUCACAUUAGCCAAAAAAACGGAUGAUGACCAUUUUUUCUUUUUCUUUACUCUCUCAUUCUUCUUC
This is a messenger RNA of Cuscuta europaea, 1962 nucleotides long. The record is from the annotation of a GenBank genome assembly. NCBI's taxonomy places the organism in Eukaryota, Viridiplantae, Streptophyta, Magnoliopsida, Solanales, Convolvulaceae.